CAGCUGCUCAGUUGCACUCGCCCACCCCUCAGCUCAGAGAACUUGUUUGGCACGGCCACACACUCCUGGAUCUGGAAGAAAUCGCUGGGCCACAACACAAAGACACACGAAGAGCCAUCCUAGACGUCUUUGCCCUAAAAUAGCAACUGGGACGGGCUCUGAGCUCCACCUCCGUCUCUUCCCUUUGCCAGCGGAGAAGUGCAGUGGCAGAGCACUGCACCGCCGCUCCCUCCCUGGAGGAUUGCCGAGCUCCCUGCCGUGCCUUGCUCUGAGCUGCCCAGCCAGAGGAGCAUGUCCUGAUCUGGAUCUUGUGAGAUGGCAGCAACCGAGAGCUUCAGUGCCGCCCACCCUGGAGACCCCCAGCCCGGGGACCUGAUUGAGAUCUUCCGGCCAGCGUACCAGCACUGGGCCCUCUACCUGGGAGACGGGUACAUCAUCAAUGUGACACCCGUGGAGGAGGGACCACCGGCCACAUUUGGCAGCGCCAAGUCGGUGUUCAGCCGAAAGGCCAUGGUGAGGAUGCAGCUCCUGAAGGAGGUGGUGGGAAACGACACCUACCGCAUCAACAACAAGUACGACGGCACCUACGCUCCCCUCCCUGUGGAGGAGAUCAUCCGGCGUGCCGAGUACCUCAUCAACCAGGAGGUGUCCUACGACUUGCUGGGCAACAACUGCGAGCACUUCGUCACGCUGCUCCGCUAUGGCGAGGGGGUCUCUGAGCAGGCCAACCGAGCCAUCAGUGCCAUCGGGUUUGUGACGGCAGCUGCCGGUGCCUUCUCCCUGCUGGGCCUGCUGCGGAGCCGGACCCGAGAGAGGCAGUACUGAGGGGCUGCAGGGCAGGGGCUGCUGGCAACACGGGGUGCUUCGUGGCCUCACUCCCAGCAGCGCCUCUCACAGAGGGCAGCCCCAGCCUGUUUGCUACAGCUGCCAUCGUGGCAUUGCCAGCGAUGUCUGGCAGCGCUCACGAGCCAAUUAUCCUCGUGCCUCAGGGCUCUGCUGAGGGCUUUUGGCACAUACACUGUUCGUACAGACCGCGUCCUGUGGGCUUUCUGUGAAUAACCUUUCCUAACCUGUGUGAAGGAAUAUUUUUACUUUUGUUUUUAACCAUUUUUUUUUCCUUACGGGAAGUAAUGCAGCAGCACUGCUGUUGAGGCCCAUGCAGGACUGGAUAGAUGAUCUUAGAGGUCUUUUUCCAACCGUAAUGAUUCUAUGGUUCUGUGAAUAUAAGGAAUUGCCCCUGGGCACCGCAGGGCAGCCUUUGUGCCUGGAGCUGGGCCUGCUGCACUGCACUGACCAGCGUGACAGAUCCUAGUUGCAGCACAAGUGGUGUCUUCCCCCAGCCAGCAGGACAGCACAGCCCAUGUCCCACACCUGGAGGAUGAGAUGUGCAACAGCUCCACACCUAGAGAGCCUCACCAUCUCCAAGCACAAAGCUGGCAUGCGGCUUGUCCUAGGAGAAAGCUAUUGAGUGGAAGUGUGGUUUAUUACUCUUCAUGGAGAGUACUUGGCUUGCGUGUUUGGAACUGUAUUUUUUUGCAGGUUGCAUAUAGGAAAUGAAAUCCAGUGGUGCCUUCACCACGUGCAGCUGCCUGGACUGUAAGAAGAGAUGGGAGCAAGAGCUGUCAGUAAGCAGCUUGCUAUUUUUGUCUGCUCUCACUAUGUAUAUAACUGGACCAAAGGCUUUUUUUAAACAACGGUUGUUUCAGCGUUUGAAAUAACAAAGCCAAGCCUUCUGGUCAUAUUUUGUAGUUAAUACAAUUAAAUAAUACUGUUGGUU
Numida meleagris (helmeted guineafowl) is the source of this 1777-nucleotide messenger RNA. It is a transcript of the gene PLAAT1, whose product is annotated as HRAS like suppressor. NCBI's taxonomy places the organism in Eukaryota, Metazoa, Chordata, Aves, Galliformes, Numididae. The record is from RefSeq and is a predicted model, not a curated record. Gene Ontology annotation, biological process: N-acylphosphatidylethanolamine metabolic process. The transcript has 4 exons. The coding region runs from base 316 to 825 and encodes 169 amino acids. Gene Ontology annotation, cellular component: cytoplasm. Gene Ontology annotation, molecular function: A2-type glycerophospholipase activity; glycerophospholipid phospholipase A1 activity.